This is a messenger RNA of Pseudocercospora fijiensis CIRAD86, 1304 nucleotides long. RefSeq lists its product as uncharacterized. NCBI's taxonomy places the organism in Eukaryota, Fungi, Ascomycota, Dothideomycetes, Mycosphaerellales, Mycosphaerellaceae. Gene Ontology annotation, biological process: ubiquinone biosynthetic process. The transcript has a single exon. Bases 8 to 916 code for a protein of 302 amino acids. Gene Ontology annotation, molecular function: 2-methoxy-6-polyprenyl-1,4-benzoquinol methyltransferase activity. The record is from RefSeq and is a predicted model, not a curated record.
GCGCAUCAUGGCAUCGCUGUCUCUGAGUCGCCAUAUAAUGGUAUUGCCACCCCAUAUACGCGCUCUAGCAAUGAAAGAAGCCUUUCUCGCAACCUCAGCUCGCACAUUCACCAGAACCCACGCAACCUACAACACAAACAUCCACCCCGAACCAUCCUCCCAAUCCUCCGUGAACGCAACCGAAGUCUCCCACUUCAACACCCUCGCCUCAUCAUGGUGGGACUCACACGGUCCAAGCAGACUCCUCCACCUCAUGAAUCCUCUCCGACACAAAUUCAUAAAAAGCUGCCUCAACGGAACUCCACAUCAGAAACUACGCUUUCUCGACAUAGGCUGCGGAGGCGGCAUUUUCGCAGAAAGUGCGGCACGACUGCCCUACGCCAAAAGUGUCACGGCAAUCGACCCAACACCCGAAGUCAUCACCGUAGCAAAAAGACAUGCGAGACAAGACCCAUUACUCUUGCCUGAAAACGGGAGACUCGAAUAUAAUAAUAUCCCAAUCGAAAAUCUCCCGCCUGAGGAACAGUACGAUAUCAUAACACUAUUCGAAGUCAUCGAACACAUUCAACAACCAUCUCCAUUCCUCAAAACGGUACUCCGACAUUUGAAGCCUGGGGGUUGGUUGAUUGGUUCUACGAUCGCAAGAACGGGGACCAGUUGGUUCACGACGAAAUUCAUGGCUGAGGAGGUUUUAAAGAUGGUUCCGAGAGGGACGCAUGAGUGGAGUCAAUAUAUACAACCUCAUGAGAUGAGGGAGUGGGCGAGGAGUCAGCAAGAAUUGCUGGAUGUGAGUGUGGGUGGAGAUGGGUGGAGGCAGAUGGGAGUAGUUUAUGUGCCUGGAUUGGGGUGGAAGGAGAUUAGUGGGAGCGAGGAUUGGGGGAAUUAUUUCUUUGGGGUGAGGAGGAGAGAUGAUUGAGAGAUGAGGCCAGGACGUAUUUCGUCGUAAAUACUAACCAUGCUCUACAUACGUAUCGCUUGCCGCACGCGUAACCCUCACCUCUACCACCUCCAAGAUCUAACGACCGAGCCAUGAGCCACCAACCCCAACCCAUUCAUUAUUCCACAAGCCACCCCAUCUUCACGAUGGUGACGACAUCCCAGGAACCGACAAUAAGCCGUGCCCGAUGGGGAGGUUUGGAAGACGAACGAAGCGACCGGUGCCGAAGCAUGGCAAACUGUUGUUUGUCUUAGACUCUUCUCACACCUUCUGCAACGUGAAAGACAUAGCAAACAAGAGGAAAUACUAAUAGUAGCCUCCUAGUUAGUGUUAGAUAGAUCAUCCAUUUUCAUUAGAGUUCACACUU